GUGCGUUUAACAGUUUUAUUGUUUGAUAUACAGUGCGUUCUGUACAGUCGACUAUUGCGGUCACGGUGAUAAUAAUAAUCGUGUGAAAUAAUUGCUUUUAUUUUUUGUGCGUUCGUUUCGAUUUUUUUGCAUAAAUUUGCGAUUAUUUAUAUCAAUAAACAGACAUGGAAACGUAGCGAUCGGAAACUAUACAACAACAUGGCUCAAUUCAACAGGUGGACCUUCAUAAAGCUAUUAGAAGUCAUUCUAGUAUUAGUCUGCGUCAUCUUCAAGCGGGUCACAGACGACGAAUCGUCCAGAGUGUUCCUCUACUUGCAGAAGCUAUCCAGGGAAUGGCACCUGCUGAACAACAUCACCUGGAGCCGCGUGGGCGCCGCCGUCGCGGACACAGCCUACGGCGGCUACCUCAUCAUCACGGGCGCCCUCUUCUUCGCCCACCUCUUCGGCGAGCUGCCCACCACCACGAGGAUAUUCGAGUACAUCGUGCUCGGAAUCGGCACCAUUCUGUUCAUCGUACUAGGUAGUUUAUCGUUCGCCGCCAUCGAUUCCGUGCCGCACAAUCUGAUAGACAACGCGGCCAUCGUGGGAACGGUGUCGCUGGUGGUGGCGGCGCUGUUCCUGCUGGACAUCGGCGGCCCGAAGAGGAGGACGCCCAAGCAGACGGCCGCCAAGCUGAAGAAGCCGCCCGAUUCCAAGGUGAUCACCAAGCAGGUGUACGAGGCGGAGAAGAGGAAGAAGGACGAGAGGAAGGCGUCCGCGCCCGAGAUGCAAUUCGUUCCGAAGAAAGCGGAGAAGAACGAGAGAAACGGCGUGACGACGAUGGAAAUGCAGACGAUGAAUAACGGCGGCUAUCAGAGGAUGCACGACAGCAGGGACGAUUCGUUCAGGAGAUUCGGCAUUUACGGGCAGGACGUGACCGACGAGGGCGCCACCACCGAUGCGGAGGAUAUCGAGAUGCCGCCCAAGAUGGAGCCCCACUCGCCCAUAUGGAGCAAUAUCAGGAAAGGCCAGUAUGGAAAAUCUGACAUCGUGAAUCCGAAAUUAAUGCUGCAACGUAGCGACUUUCCGGAAGACUUCAGACCGCCUAGCAGCCCCGGCGAUCCUGGUUAUGUACAAUACACCGCCCAGCAUUGGGGGCAAUCGGGCGCCAGGACGCCCAGGCAUAGCCCAACACAAGUUUAGUUUUAUGUUCGUUAACAUCUCCCGCGAAAGACUAAUUUUCUUCAGGUAUUGACGACCGGUUUGUUUAUAAAUUUCACCUGUCAAUUAGCACCCAAGUCUGUGCAUGAGGUUUUUAGUUAAUUUUGAAAUAAUGUUAGUUCGUUGAAACAAGUAAUUAAUAAAAGAAUUAUCGGGUUGGCUUUAAGUGUAGAGUGUAGCGAAUUAGUUGUCGCCGGUUUAAUAGAUUUGUAAGUAAAAAAGAAUUGACAGCAAAUUUGACAGUUCUUUUGUUAAAAACUUGUUAUUUGUUUACAAUUUAUUGCCAUAUACUAAUUUUUGUAAUAAAUAACGCACCGUUUUGUAAAAAUAUCCAAUAAAUACUAUACACCUUUU
This is a messenger RNA of Phyllotreta striolata, 1554 nucleotides long. The record is from the annotation of a GenBank genome assembly. Lineage: Eukaryota; Metazoa; Arthropoda; Insecta; Coleoptera; Chrysomelidae.